Molecule: messenger RNA, 405 nt
Organism: Lathyrus sativus (Indian pea)
Lineage: Eukaryota; Viridiplantae; Streptophyta; Magnoliopsida; Fabales; Fabaceae
Source: the annotation of a GenBank genome assembly
AUGAGCAACACUAAUCAAGAUUCACACAAGGGGAAAAAGAAAGUGAAUGAAGAAUCACUAACCGACUCGCAAAUUAUGGAGAAUCAGAACAAGCGAAAGGCGAUCGCGCUGGAAGGUGAUAUCAAUGCUGAAACAAAGAAUUCAAAGAGUCCUAGAAUCGAUGAAUCAACAAGUUCAUCCAAGGAGUUUUCUCCCUUCCUUCUUUUUGGAUUCAUUAUUGAUCCAACUAAGGGAUGUCAAAAAGCUUUUUCUUGCGUCAUUUGUCAUAGGAAAUUUGUUUCUCCACAGGCAUUAAGUGGAAGCAAAAACUGUCAGGAAUGUGAGGAGUCACUAAAAAAAGUUGUCGAGGCUUUGAACAAACCUCGUGAUAACGUCUCUCAUGGCGUACAAGGAAUAUUUAUCUAA